AUGUACUUGCUACUACUGCUGCUCAUCAUGACAUCAUCAUCUCGACAAUUGGAAAUCCCCAACGAUCCUCCGGAUCUGGAUCAAAAUGUGCAUACCUUACUUAGUUGGUACUUCAAGAACGCGUCGACCAUUACUUUAGUUAGCUCCAAUACUACGUUGAGCGAAUUACUGCUGAGGACUGCGUUUCCGCAAUUGAAGCACUCCUUCAGGAUCUUCAGAGAUCACCGAAAUCUCUCAAUCGGCAACAAUCAUGUUUCUAAUAACUUUCUCUUAGCUGCCGAUCGGAUCAUGGAGAUCAGAGAUAUUCUGGCCAGAUUUCGUCAUUACCGAUAUAAAGCAACGACAAACUUUUUAAUAAUCUCUAAAACACCGCUCACCCAGAUUUUCAUCGAAAGCUUCAAGAUGAAACUUAAAAAUUUGCUCAUCCUGCAAAUAGGCUCAUUGAAGGUCUUCUAUCAUAACUAUUACACGAAUAAAACGAGCACUUUUAAGAUCACGAACGUUGAUGGGAUUCUGCGAGCCUUCUAUGAUCUUGAUUAUAACGGUUACACAAUUAGAGGAACGCUCUUCGAAACUCCUCCGACUACGUUAAGAAUGGACAACGGUGGCUUUGAAGGCAUGGAUUAUAUGGUUUUCACCACCAUAGCUUUGGAGCUCAAUUUAACAUUGGAAUUGCACGAGCCCUACGAUGGGCAGCUGUUCGGUUCCAGGGAACUCGAUGGCACAGCGACUGGAUCCAUUAAUGAGUUAUAUACCGGAGAAACGGAUGUCUCCUGUAAUCAAUUGUUCCUUAAGAACUAUAACGCUCCGGAGCUACUCUUCACAUCCAUCGUACAGAAUGAUCAGCUGUGCGUGGAAGUUCCUAAGGAAGGACGAAAACCGGGCUGGACAUCGCUCUUCGCUACCUUCUGUCCAACCCUCUGGAUUCUGCUCUACGCCACUGUAAUCUCAUUCUAUCUAUGCCUGCUUUUGAUGAGAAGACUCGACGUAACGGAUCAUCACCGACACCGUUCUUGGGCCAUCUUCGACGUCCUUCAAGUCUUGUUCGACACGGCCCCUUGGCAUCACUUCAACAACCUACUAUCAGAAAAAAUCUACUUGGUGUCACUCUUGAUUUUGACAUUGUUGCUGAACACCUCCUUUCAAGGGUCACUGGUGAACGUAAUCCGCAAUCCGCGUUAUUACAAGAACAUUAACACCUUGGAAGAAUUGGACAACUCCGGAUAUUUGAUAUCAACGAGCUCCAGAAAUCUGAGAGACACGUUCUCAGGAUCGAAUCACCCCCACAUCCAAUCACUGGAUAGGAAGCUGUACCUAAAGCCGAAAGGUUUCAGUUAUCAGGCGUUGCUAUCCCGAAAGACAAAGGUACAGUACAUGUAUUUAAUUGAGAAGGAAAAGGUGACCAAACACAUGGUGGAUGAGUGCCCGCAGACGUACAUGCUCGCCUAUCUAGUACACAGGGACUCUAUGUUCUACCAGGAUAUGAGUAAAAUACUGGAUAAACUGAUAGAAGCCGGACUGCCGCGCAAAUGGUACAAAGACGUCAUAAUCAAACUGACGAUAAAAUCGAUGCAGAUCAGCAGCAAAUACAGUGUGGACACUAACCAACCCGUGGUGUUCACAUUGUAUGAUCUGCAGUCCAGCUUUUACAUACUUAUCAUUGGGUUAUUAUGCAGCGGCGUAGCUUUCGCAGUCGAAAUAUUAAGAAAUAACUUUAAAUGA
This is a messenger RNA of Nicrophorus vespilloides, 1722 nucleotides long. RefSeq lists its product as uncharacterized. The record is from RefSeq and is a predicted model, not a curated record. The transcript has 2 exons. Lineage: Eukaryota; Metazoa; Arthropoda; Insecta; Coleoptera; Silphidae. The coding region runs from base 1 to 1722 and encodes 573 amino acids.